AUGCAAGGGACACUAAGGAGGAGCAAGUGCCUCUUGACCAGACCCUUUGAGCUCCAAGAAGCAUAUUACAGGCCAGGAGACCUCCUGGUUGGUGGGAUUUUGCCCCACCUGAAGGCUGCAGUUACACAUCCAUCCUUUGAAAAACCUCCCAGGAAUAUCCAUGCUGCACGCCCGGUGGCCAAAAACUAUCAACAAAUCCUGGCCCUUGCAUUUGCCAUCAGAGAGAUCAACAAGGAUCCGGCACUCCUUCCCAACAUCACGAUGGGCUUCCGAAUCUUUGAAGACACUUACUUUGCAAGAAUGACCUACCAGGCAGGCCUGUCCUUUCUGUCCAUGGGGGACCAUAUCGUGCCUAACUACAGAUGCAGCAGACAGGAGAAGCUGCUCUCUGUCAUUGGAAGUCUCUACUCCAGAAUCUCAAUGCAGAUGGCCUCCCUCUUGGGCCUCUUCAAGGUCCCGCAGAUUGAUCCCAGUGAAGUCCCACAGUAUUUGGGGAUCAUCCGCUUACUUCUUCAUUUCCAUUGGAACUGGAUUGGGAUUGUUGCUCCAGAUGAUGACAGCGGUGAAAACUUCAUCCAAGCACUAACACCAAUGCUUGAACAGAACAACAUCUGUGUCGAGUUCAUUCAACGGACCAUGGCUGAAAUCUCAGUGUACACCUUCGCAUCAAGACAUGCAAUGACGGGGAAUGGGAAGAGGCUUCUGAAUGUUCAGCCAUGGCAGAUCCUUGCCUCUCUGAGGAGCACCCAGUUCAACAACAGUGCUGGUGAGGAAGUGUUUUUCAUUGGAAACAAGAAGGGAUCAGCUGGCUAUGAUAUCCUGAACUUAGUUUUAUUUCCAAAUAAAUCUUCAGCUCAAGUGAAAGUUGGAAGGAUGGAUCCUAGGGCUCCCCCAGGCAAAGACUUCAUCAUUAAUGCAGAUGCAAUUGUUUGGGCUACCCAGAAGCUGCCCUCUUCCAGGUGCGUGGAGAGCUGCCUGCCAGGGUACAGCAGAAAAGUUCUAGAAGAAGAGCUGCCUUGUUGUUAUGAAUGUGAAUUCUGCCCAGAAGGGGUGAUUUCUAACCAAACAGAUGCUGACCGUUGUGUCCCAUGUUCAGAGGAUCAAUAUUCAAACGAGAACAAAGAUCAGUGUAUCUCCAAGAACAUAAGCUUUCUUUCCUAUCAAGAGAUUUUGGGGAUGGUUUUGGCUUCCCUUGCUCUUUUGUUGUCUCAGAUCACAGCCCUAGUCCUGGCAACCAUAAUUAAAUAUCGAGAUACACCAGUCGUCAAAGCCAACAACAGAGAACUCACCUAUGUCCUCCUCAUCUCUCUCCUUCUCUGCUUCUUCUCCUCCUUCCUAUUCAUUGGUCGACCUACAAGGAUCACCUGCCUUCUGAAACAAAUUGCUUUUACUGUGACCUUCUCUGUUGCCAUUUCCUCAAUCUUGGCCAAAACGAUCAUGGUGGUUGUGGCCUUCAUGGCCACUAAGCCAGGAAACAGGGCCAGGGAACUGUUGGGGAGACAAGGAGUAAACUCCAUUCUCCUGGUCUGUCCACUCCUCCAAGUUAUUAUCUCUGCCAUUUGGCUAGGAACCUCUCCCCCAUUCCCCAGCUUGGACUUCCAUUCCUUGCCCAAGGAGAUCAUAGUGGAAUGUAAUGAGGGGUCAGUCAUCAUGUUUUACACAGCCCUGGGAUACAUGGGAUUUCUGGCCCUGGUCAGCUUUGUGGUGGCUUUCCUAGCCAGGAAACUCCCUGACAGCUUUAACGAAGCCAAGUUUAUCACCUUCAGCAUGCUGGUGUUCUGCAGCACGUGGAUCUCCUUCAUGCCCACUUACCUGAGCACAAAAGGGAAGGCUAUGGUGGCCGUGGAGGUCUUCUCCAUCUUGGCCUCUGGUGCUGGUCUCCUGGGCUGCAUCUUCCUUCCCAAAUGCUACAUUAUUUUCCUGAGGCCUGAUCUCAAUAGCAGAGAUCACCUUCUUAGGAACAAGAAGUACAGGAACCCAGUGGCUAAAAACUACCAGCAAAUCCUGGCCCUCGUGUUUGCCAUCAGUGAGAUCAACAAGGAUCUGGCACUCCUCCCCAAUAUCACGCUGGGCUUCCGCAUCUUUGAGGACACCUACUUUGCAAGAAUGACCUACCAGGCAGGCCUGUCCUUUCUGUCCAUGGGGGACCAAAUUGUGCCUAAUUGCAGAUGCAGCAGACAGGAGAAGCUGCUCUCUGUCAUUGGAAGUCUUUCCUCCAGAAUCUCAAUGCAGAUGGCCUCCCUCUUGGGCCUUUUCAAGAUCCCACAGCAAACGAGAAAGAACCGGGCGGCGCAGCUUUCGGCUGCUUUGAGUCGGCACUCCACCCUCAAAAAUCGGCAUUGUGCCCGUCGGCAUCGACGAUGGUGGACAACGCGGCCCCGACGGUCACAUCGGCCAAUGUGGCACCGGUCUCGACCUAAUUGCCGAUCGAGCGAGGCUCCUCCACAAAACGAUUCCAUGAAGGAUCAGUGGAUACGCCCACCAAGAAACGUCGGGAUGACUCGGGGACCUGAGCAUCCGUUCCGAAGAAGGCGAAGUCAAAAGAGAAGCGGAAGAGGUCCCGCACUCCAUCGCCUUCCCGUGACGUUUCAGCACCGAUGA
Molecule: messenger RNA, 2601 nt
Organism: Heteronotia binoei (common prickly gecko)
Lineage: Eukaryota; Metazoa; Chordata; Lepidosauria; Squamata; Gekkonidae
Product: vomeronasal type-2 receptor 26-like
Exons: 9
Coding region: 1-2601 (866 amino acids)
Biological process (GO): G protein-coupled receptor signaling pathway
Cellular component (GO): membrane
Molecular function (GO): G protein-coupled receptor activity
Source: RefSeq, a predicted model, not a curated record